AUGUCCGGCAGAGGUGGACAAGAUGAUAAAAGCAUCACACAGUUUGUGGAUUUGAAGACUGUUUUUGAUAAGCUCUUACUCCAUGCAGAUAGUAAUAGAAAAGUGCAUGUACUUCAUUCUAGAAGUAUUUUCCAUCCAGAUUCUCUUUCAAAUUAUCCAGACAUAAAAUGCAGACAUAUGAUGCAGUUUUAUGAGCAACAAAGUUUGUUAUUUGAUGCUGAAAAUGAUGAAUGUGCAAACAAAGAGAGCACAAUUGGGAAACAUACCAUGGAAAAUGUUAGUGAAACAGACCUUGAAAUCACAACUGGAGAUAUUAGCUUUGAAAGAAUUUCAGAACUGGAAAAUAGCUACACAGAAGAAAAAGUAUCGGAUGUUUUGAAAGUUCUUACUGCAGCAGCUACAGAAAUUAACACAAAACUUAAAAUUAUAGAGUGGUUGGUUGAAAUAUGUUCAACUGGUAAAAUGCCUAUAAAUUUAAUCAUUACCAAUGAUUUGUUGCAUUACUCACAGAAGUUGCUUUAUGCUUACUCCAAUAUGCUAUUGAACAAUAAGAAAGUAGUUAAAAACAUAGAAACUGCUGAGCUGACAUUGAUGGUGCCACUUCUGAUGCUUCUUAAGUUUUCACAGAAUAUGACAGUUGAAAAUAUUCGUUCAGCAUAUAUUUAUAGGUCUUAUGUUAUGUUGGAACUUAUGCAGGCAGUCACUCAUUGCUUUCAUAGUGCUGCUGAAAUGGGCAGUGGAAUACAUAACUAUACCAGUGGAAAAAUAGUUAUCAGUGCAGCUAAUAAGAUGGCCCAUAAAGACACAGUAAAUGCAUUUGGAAAUUGUUAUGGGUUCUUCAUACAAAGUAAAAAAUUUCACAUAACUGGAUACAAAGUAAUUUUGUUUGAUACUUUGAAUAACUCGUGCAGUUCAAGAGAUGUUAGUGAACAUUUAUUAAGAGUGAAGAUGGAUGUCAUGUCCUCUGUUAAAGCAAAUAGUGGCUGCAGUUUUAGUUAUGAAGAUGCAGAAUGGAUUACUUUAGUAGUGGCAAGGUUGCUUCCACUUAAUUACUUGCUGGGCUACACAGAACUGAUGUGGAAGGAGCAUCUCUUGCAUAUGAGUGGACAGAUACACAUUUUUCUUACAGAAAGUCACCAGCAUGAAAGCAUGCAGCAAAAGAUGUGUGAAGAAGGUGAUGUGGUUGGCUUCAGAAGUGUGGAUGCCACUUUUGAUGGCCACCCACUCUUGGCAGUUCAGUGUCUUCGAGGAUAUGUGCUUGCGGUGACUGGAAACUGUUUAAUGAUGUGGGCCAUGGACAUUGGCCUACUCUGUUAUACUUCACAGUCAUUUGUCAAACAUCUGCCGGCAAGUUCUGGAUUUGAUAAGCCAGCAUUAAUAAAAUUCUGUGAACUUCAAGGUGUAGAAUGUAACUUUAAUGAAAACUUCUUCUUACAUGCAUCACAACUUUUACUAGUACUUUUAAAAAAUAAUUCUCAAACUGGGAAGCAUAUUCUGUUAUCAGAUAAAGGAGAGAGCAUUUUAUGCCUGUUAGAGCAUCCUGGCUUUCAUGUAAGAAUCAGAGUCCUAGACAUCCUUUUGUGUCUGGCAGGUAAUUGCCAAGAAAUAUGCACAUUCAUAGAGAAAAAGGCUGUUGAUAAAUGUCUAGUAGGAAAGCUGGAGCGGUAUGCCCAUGCGUAUGCAUCACACAUGCACAAAGACAGAAGAUUAUUCAACGUAGAAACACUUGUGUUGACAAAGGUUUUGAGUACAAUUUUAGAUAGUAAGAAAGAUGUAGAAUAUUGGCCAGCUUCCACCCAGGCAGUUAGAGCUUUAAGGAUUCUUUAUGAUAUACCAGAUAUAUCAUGGAAGAAGGUUAUUGACAAAUGUCUGCAGCAGCUUCGGCAUCGGGUCAGGAGAGGCAACAUGAUUAGACAAAGAGCAAGAAAUGUGAAAGAUGGUUCACACAACACCAGACUUCCUAGGAAUAAUACAUUAUGUGAAUAUAAUUUCCAGAAAUUUGACUCUGUGCUGUCAAAGUCUGAAACACCAGAGCCCCCAUUGGAUAUUCAAACAGGUGGAGAACAGAAAGUGCUUUUGAAAUCAAACUCAGAUUAUUACAUCCUUGGUUCCAAAGUGGACAUCACUGCAGAUCAGAGUCAUGAAUUGAUGGAGCAAAUUACUCUGGAUGAUUUGAAGGAAUUGCAGCUCGCUGAAGUUCUGUGUGGUCUUUUAAACAACAAUGCAGAGAGCACAAUGUACUUUGGUUUAUCCAAACAAUCAAUAGUCACAGGGAUAGUGUUACAUCGAGAAGAUAAAGAUGUGUUUAGAAAUGGAAUUGAUAGAAUAAUGAGCAAGUGCUUAUUACCAGAAGUACGGGCCGACUCCUAUGAAGUACUUUUUACUCCAGUUUUAAAACCUGGUGAUAAACCAGUUGACAUUUCAAAAAUUCACUUGUAUGUCAUAGAAGUUCGUGUGCAUCCCCUUAUGCAUAUGGCUUACGUGGUGUAUCAAGGCCGACGUUGUUUCAUGAGACAAGAUACCAGUACAGUUGAAUGGACUGUAACACAGAAAAAGAAUUAUAUGAUGGAACAAGAGGAAAGAAUUUUAGAUGAUUCAAUUGAGAAAUUAAAUGAGGAUACCAGAAAUAAUCUGCACUUAUUAGCAAACCUCAUGAAGAAAUAUGUUAUGGAUAACAACUGA
Molecule: messenger RNA, 2682 nt
Organism: Schistocerca americana (American grasshopper)
Lineage: Eukaryota; Metazoa; Arthropoda; Insecta; Orthoptera; Acrididae
Exons: 11
Coding region: 1-2682 (893 amino acids)
Source: RefSeq, a predicted model, not a curated record